AUGAGCCAUAAAAGAUCGGCGGAUAUGAAAAUGGACGAUGAGAACUCGCACAAAGCGUCCAGAAAAGAUACGACUCUACAAGGAUCGAGUUUGGAAGAGCUGAAGGACGGAAAUCAGAAUGUGGAGGCCAGCGAAAAUAAGCAGCCGGAGACGGAAGUGAUCAGUUCGGGAGGAGAGAAGCAGAAAGAAGAAGAAGGAGCCGUGGCCGUCGGAGUGGAACUAAGUGAGGAGCAGAUUAGCAGAGCGUUGAGAAUGGAGAGCGGCGAGGAUAACGAACUGGAGGAGAGGUCAGGAAGUUUGGAUCAACUUCUGCCGACUAUCCGAAAAAGAGAUGGACCAGUGAGCAAUGAAGACUUCCGGAAGCUCUUUCUCGCCCUUUGCGGUGAUACUGGUGAGCGGUAUUCUCUAGAAGUUGUUUCAAAUGAUUGUACAAUUUCAGGAAAGGAAUAUGACUCGGACGAUUCGGAAAUCUCGGAUAUUAUGGACGAGAAAGAAGCAGAAGAGAAAGACGUGAGAAUUCCAGACAGUCAGAAAGUUUCUAAUCACUUCUCGUUUGCAGAGAAAUUUCAAAGAGUGCAUGGAGUCGAUCAAGACUAUGGACAAGGACUACGCACAUAUCAAAGCACUUCUGAAGAUUGGAAAUGAGACGGUCGAGGAGAAAGAGGCAAGACGACGUGCUAUGAGAGAGCUGAAAGAGGGUCUGACGACGGACGAGCAGAAGGAAGCUGCGGAGAAGAAGUGGCAGCAGAAGAAGAAUCGGCAGAUCGAAAGAGUCAAGGAGGUGGUGCAGGUGUUCUCGGACGAGGACUGUCCGAAGAAUCUGUCGCUUGUUCCGUGCAGAGUCUUCGGAUCGCUUCUCGAAGCAAUGACUGACCUUCUUCCGAAAGACGACGAGUCCACGGAGUACGCUGCGACGAUCGCGGCGAUUGACGAGCAAGAGUUGACAAAACGUAUCAAUUACUACAGUAUAAUGUGCCACUUCCACACGGAGGGUAAGACCGUUGAGAAGUUCCUGAAGAAGAAAGCGCGCAAGAUUCUGAAGCAUCCCGCCGUCAUCGACGUGGUCAAUUCCAAACGAUACGGAUUCCAUUUCAACACCAGAAGUAAGCAAAUUUCCUAUUAGCCCUAUCAUUUGCAAAUUUGUAUUCCAGAAGCUCUUCUCGCUCUUGAAAACUACUACACUCUGAACAAGCCGAUCCCGGACGACGGAUCUUCCGUCCUCGAUCUCGGAAUUUUCAUCCAGAACCUAGUCAAAUCGGCCUUCCACGUGGAACGAGACGGAAAUAAGAAUUUCAAGCUCAACGACACCUUGAAAAUGACUCUUUUUGAUUUGUAG
Caenorhabditis sp. 36 PRJEB53466 is the source of this 1336-nucleotide messenger RNA. The record is from the annotation of a GenBank genome assembly. Lineage: Eukaryota; Metazoa; Nematoda; Chromadorea; Rhabditida; Rhabditidae.